AUGAGCUGUGGCACCAGCAAGCCGGGUCUGACCUACGAGGAGAAGCUGGAGCUGUGGCGCAAGCUCGGCGGCGGCGACCUGGAGCCGGUCCUCGCGAGCGGCGCCGUCGCCCUCCUCGACGCGCAGUGGAUCAUCAGCCACGCCGAGGCGGGAGGCGUCCUCAGCCACCGCCAGGCGCUGCCCAAGGAGGCCUUCCUCUCCCUCGCCGACCUCGUCGAGGCGACGCGAACUGAUUCCUUCCUUCCCGUCGCCGCGCUCUCCUACCCGUGGCUGACCAAGGACCACCCCGACCCGCGCGGAGCCAACCUCGCCCGCGUCGCAAGGGCGCUCAAGGCACUGCUCAAUUGUAAUGGCGGCAGAAUCACGCGGCUCGGCGCCUUUUGGGACUUCGGCUCGCUGCACCAGCACCCCAACCCAAGUGGCAACUUUCUUGGGCUCUUCAAGCGCUUCCGCACCGAGGAGCAGAACGCGCUCUUCAAGCAGGGGCUGGGCUGCCUCGGCACACUCUACUCCCACCCGCACACACGCGUGCUGCGGCUGACCUCCUUCCCGGACGGCCACAAGGCGGAGGACCAGGCCGAGGGCACCAACGUGGCCAAGUACUUUGACCGCGGCUGGUGCUUCACAGAGGCCAGCUGGGCGAGCCUGACAAAGGCCGGCGACCUCUCGCUCGACCUCGGCAAGAUGCGCGACGGCGUGUGGUACGGCUUACGCAACUUUACCGAGGACUGCACCGAGGACGGCGGCCGGCGCCCUCCACUGCUGCCGUCUGUGUUCGCGGCGGAGCUGGAGACGAAGAGCUUCACCAACGGCAAGGACGACAAGCCGCUCGUGAAGCGGCUGUACGAGGCCGCCUUCGAGGAGCAGUUUGGCAAGGCGACCAAGCUGAACUACCGCGGCCUCGGCUGGGGCGGCGCGGAGGCGGCGCAGCUGGCGGAGGUCCUCGCGAGCGGGGCAGCGCCGCGGCUCGAGAAGCUCGAUCUCUACGACAACAAGAUCGGCGACGAGGGCUGCAAGGCGCUGGCCGCCGCCCUCGGCAAGGAGGGGGCAGCGCCGCGGCUCGAGACGCUCUAUCUCAUCGGCAACCAGAUUGGCGACGAGGGAUGCAAGGCGCUGGCCGCCGCCCUCGGCAAGGAGAGGGCAGCGCCGCGGCUCGAGAAGCUUGAGCUCUGCGGCAACAAGAUUGGCGACGAGGGCUGCAAGGCGCUGGCCGCCGCCCUCGGCAAGGAGGGGGCAGCGCCGCGGCUCGAGACGCUCAAUCUCUACAACAACAAGAUUGGCGACGAGGGCUGCAAGGCGCUGGCCGCCGCCCUCAAGGAGGGUGCCGCCCCGAGCCUGAAGGCGCGAGACGCCCCCCUCGCCACACGCCCCUCCCCCGCCCAAUGCUCAUCGCACCUCCCUCGCGUGCAGAAGCUCGUCGUUGCAGUCGUUUAUAGCAACGAGGAGCAGCCUGAGCUGAAGGCCGUGUGCGAAGAGCGCGGCAUCGAGCUGGGCUGGUGA
This is a messenger RNA of Emiliania huxleyi CCMP1516, 1500 nucleotides long. RefSeq lists its product as hypothetical. Gene Ontology annotation, molecular function: GTPase activator activity; small GTPase binding. Gene Ontology annotation, cellular component: nucleus; perinuclear region of cytoplasm; cytosol. Bases 1 to 1500 code for a protein of 499 amino acids. The transcript has a single exon. The record is from RefSeq and is a predicted model, not a curated record. Gene Ontology annotation, biological process: activation of GTPase activity; nucleocytoplasmic transport. NCBI's taxonomy places the organism in Eukaryota, Haptophyta, Isochrysidales, Noelaerhabdaceae.